AUGGCCGCCGAGCCGUGUCCUGACCCCAGCGUCCACAAACACCAGCGCAACUUGUCCGAGCAAGCAUCGACGGCCGCCCUGUACGUGACGAGGCCCGCCAGCGCCUCGCACAAUGAAGCCAACGUGAAAGACGACAAUGUCCUCGGGCCCGAUGGCAAGUUGUCGUCCAAAAGCGCCGCCGCUUCGUUAAAGCAUGCCAAGCCACAAGAUCUGCCGUCGUUCCCGUCGCAUGGCACACCUGCAGACUCCGCCGGCAAAGCCGCAAUGCUGGCAAAGGACUACAAAAUGAAGGAGCUGUGGCAGCCAGAGCAGAGUGUCGCGGGAUCCAAGGCUGCUGUGCUGGCGGCUGGCAAGGGCGCGAAGUUGGAUCUCUGGGAAGCUCAAGCCACCGCUGCUGGCCAGUCUGCCGCCUCUCUCGCAUUUAAGAAUAAGGGACUGAGCCCGCAGGCGUACGGCGGCAACACACCUGAGAACAAGAGUAAGGCACUGCAGGCAGCUGCCAUGUCGGCGAAGGCCAGCAGAGCGCGCGCUGCAUCGACCCCCACACUCGCGCCAGCACUUUACCCAGAUGCCCACAAUGCAGUGCCCAAUGCCUUGAAUGCUGCAACCGUCUCGCACCGGAACUCAGCCAAGGUGAAGUCGGACCACAAUGGUGGAUGGAACGACGCAGCGAACCAGGCGGCGCGCAUUAUGAACAGCCAUAUGGACCCUCAACUAUUCACAGAGCACCCAGGCAUUCAGACGGAUGAAGACAGACGUCAAGCCGCGCUCAAGGCUUCUGCUAUCUCCAUGGCUAAGAGGAUGUACGAGAACCAGAACCGAGACGCCAUGCUAGCAGACCCGGAAGCACCCGGAGCACAUCACGCUGGUGCGAGAGCCGCAGCACGUAACGAGGCUAUAGCACAUCCGGAUGUGAAGCAAGAAGCUUUGGCAUAUCUCAGCUUGCAGGACCACGCGCAUAAGCUUGCAGCCGAACGACUAGCUAAGAUUGAUAAGGAUAUGGAGGCUUCUCGAUUCCGCGAGCAUUACGGCUAUGAAGAUAAGCCGAAGAGGCUGUCAUCAAGACUGUCGAUGCGAAGCGUCGGUACUGGAGGUCGACGAGGUAGAGCUGUGAGCGAAAGCGCAGCUAACGCAUCCGACUCGGACGAUGACCAGGCCGCAGCGCGUCGAAUCCGCAAGCAGAUGGCCAAUCUGGGCAGUGCCUCGAAAGACGUUGACGAGAAGAGGCAACGUGAAGAUCGCGCGAAAGUCUUGGCUGCUGCAGAGAAGAGAGUGUCGAGUCGGAUGCAUGAUAUGGAUCAGCAGGUGUAUCGCGAUACUGGCAAAGUCUCGGAGGCCAUGAUGGCUGAGUGGGAGGAAAAGGCACGUGUUCGAGCUCAGCAAGAACGUGAGAAGAAGGCUGAGACUCCUGGUCGAACUCAUAUCGGUGGUGGCAAGUAUAUGGAGACGGCAGAUAUCGAAGCCAUUGCAGCUGCUAGGCUGAAGGGCACGCUUGACGAGAUCAAUGCGACCGCCGAGCAGAGACGAGCACGAGAUGCUGAGAUUGCAGCGGAGAAGGAGGAGCAGGAGCGACUCAAAAUGGAGCAGAAAAUGCAAGAUCAAGCUCAGAAGGAGGAAUGGCGGCGCAUUCGAGACGAAGACAAAGCGGCGGCCAGAAGACAGAAGGAGGAAGAGAAGCUUCGCAAGGCUGAAGAGAAGCGAAUCGCGACCGAAGAGAAGCGACUUGCGAAGGAAGAGAAACGCAAGAGCAGAGACGAGAAGAGAGACACAGCUGCUGCAGUUGCUGCAGGUGCUACACUUGGCGAGGCUGCGGCCAAAGUCAGACAAGAUGACGAGCCUGAACAAGACACUGUUGCAAAUAACGGCAGGGAGAAGCACGCGUCUGCUUUCAGUCGGCUGAAGGAUCACUUUAGGAAGAGUGGCUCUCACAAGGAGCAGAAGCAAGAUCAAGAAGCUGCCAAGGAUUCCGAUACGCAUAAUGAGGCACCUGUUGUCGCUGGUGGUGCAGUGGCCGGUGCUGCUACUGGCGCAACCAUGGCAGACAUUGGACAUUCUGGUGACAGGGAUCUGGACGCGCAGCAGGCAUCACACGUCCUCGGCGAGGAUGAAAGCAGACCUGCUACUGCAACCACCAUCACGACAGCAGAACCCGAAGUUGCACCUCUUGCUCAGCCUGUAUCGCCUCUUACGGAGGAAGAGAAGCAUCUCGAGACGCCAGCUCCAGCUGUGGCUUCUGCAGAGCCUGAGGAGGUCCACAGCUCCAGCCUUGACCGUGAUGCUGCGAUUGUCGGCACGUCAGGUGCCGCAGUCGGCGCAGCUUUUCUACGAGAUCAUGAGAUCAGCGAGCACAAGGGUGCUUCAGACGAGCGCUCCUCCAUCUCUGGCAGCGUGAUAGCAGACGAAGAACUGGACGAUGACAAGCUGACUCAUGAUGAUCCCACGCGUCCAAAGUUUGAGCAGCAGCCCAGUUUUACCUUGCAUGGCGACGAGGUGCCGACCACCACCGUGACAUCCAGCACGAAGCCGGACCUCGAGAGGCAUAUUUCACAAAUCCCGGAGAGCGAUUUUGAGGAUUCGGACGAGGAUAGCGAUGACUGGAAUGAGAAACACGCUGAGAAGGCUGCUGCCGCCGCGGCAGCUGUCGCUUCUACUGGUGUCAUUGCUACCCCUGCAGCGCAAGUUGAAGCUGAGCCUGAGCCCCCAGUUCCCUCUGCCGAAGUGUACGAAGAGACAAUGACCAGGAUGGAGGAUCAAAGGGCAGAGCCGCCGACCGACCUACCCUCAACUAUACAGCCGCCCGGUGUGCCUAAACACAUCCCGACUGAUGCUAUCUCGACCAUGGCGAUCAAGUCCGUGAACAACUCUCCGGUGACAGGCACAGCCGCGUCCUUCAAAGAGGGUGAAAAAGAUCGUCACAACAAGCUCCAGAAGAAGUCUGUCAAGGGCAAGGAACCAGCUCUUGAGCCAGUCUCUACUGCCGGUACAGCCAGUGCUGUGAAGGUCUCGGAAGACAGGCCACGCGAGUCUGCUGCAGCGCCUGCUUCUCCAGCGAAAAUCACUAAGACCGAAAGGCAUGAGCAUCAAGAUGAGAAGGACGAGAAGAAAGGCCUUCGCGGACUCAUCUCACGCAUUCGUCACAAGUCAAAGUCGGAGAAGCAAGCUGGCUCGUUCAUGACGACAACCAACUCCAACGACAGCAGCGUGCCAUACGAUUCCACGAAAGCCGGACGGAAGCCAAUGCCAGUGGCCACAGCAACCGACGCAGCCAAAGCGGAAAAUAGUGCGACAUCCCCAAGCACAAUCCCACCUGUCGACACAGGCUCCAAAUUUGAAGUCCCAACCCACACCGGCACAGAUGGUGGCAUAGGCGACUCGACCCGCAUCUCAGGCAUCGGUGGUAAUCCCGAACCAGUAUCGCCAUCCUCUUUCAAUCGCCACGAGCAAGAUCUUCAUGACCCAGAUGACGUCUCAUCUUCCGGCGCC
Molecule: messenger RNA, 3483 nt
Organism: Pseudocercospora fijiensis CIRAD86
Lineage: Eukaryota; Fungi; Ascomycota; Dothideomycetes; Mycosphaerellales; Mycosphaerellaceae
Exons: 3
Biological process (GO): eisosome assembly
Source: RefSeq, a predicted model, not a curated record